Trichophyton rubrum CBS 118892 is the source of this 953-nucleotide messenger RNA. RefSeq lists its product as uncharacterized. NCBI's taxonomy places the organism in Eukaryota, Fungi, Ascomycota, Eurotiomycetes, Onygenales, Arthrodermataceae. The record is from RefSeq and is a predicted model, not a curated record. Bases 627 to 938 code for a protein of 103 amino acids. The transcript has a single exon.
UCUGCGGUUUGCCGUAAUAUGAGUAACGACGGAGGUUUAAGCAUUGGGGCUUUCAAAGUGAACCAACCAUGUGCCUGAAUGAAGUUGGCAGCACCACCCAAACGUCCUGGCGUUUCUCGACAGGAAGCCAGAUAUUAUUUCUUCUGACAGAAAACGACGUACCAAUGCACAGGGGCCAUCCUAGCACCAAUGACACGCUCCUGUUCUGUGCGACUUGGAGUUCCCAAAUGCCAGCGAGCUUGCAGGGAUGCUGCAGAGGGUACGAUUGACAUCAUGUGGCUCCACAUUGAGCACCUCCUUUUCUUUUCUUCUCUGGCUAUGAUGUGUAGACCCGCUUCGUCCCAAGCUCACGAACCCGAGUGAGAACAAGUUUGGAUGCUGCCUCGCUGGCUAGCUGUCAAAAUACGGGUGUUGUCUGUCUCGUCACUGCGUAUCCGGCUGUAAGUGUUUUGACCUCCUUUUCCCAGCAGAUGACGUAGGGAUACAGCCAGCAACGGAGCCAGGCCAGAUACAUACAAUACCGAUGCAUCCGCGCCAGGCCCACGGACGGAGGAGAUCAAACUCAAUUCCCCUUCCAAUCUACCUAACUAGUUAGCUAGCUAGCUAGCGGACAGUCACUUUUUUAGAUGGAUCGGAGUGAGAUCGCGGAUUUGUUGCCCCGAACAGACUUCAGGGAUGGCAUGCAUGAAAUUGGGGGCCUUGGCCGUAAGUUCCCGAGAUCUCAACUUGCAUCUGGAAGGCCUCGCCUCCUGGAUUGGUUGCUGAUGCUCUUCUUGUUCAUGUCGUUCUCCUACGGUCCCUCUGGUUGGGAUCUCGCUUGCUUGCUCUGGCGGGAGACUCCUCUGUCCGGGUACAAUGUCCGGGUUGAUUGCUCGCUCCCACAGCAGCACCAAAGCAUGCCCGGUGGAGUCCUCUGUCAAGUCACUCUUAACCCGUAGCUUGCUGGUACGGAU